CCCGUCCCGUCAGGCGCCGCGCCUCCGGGAAGACGCUCUGGCCCGUCCUUGUCGGCGUCGCGGUCUCGCCGGGCCGCGGCUGACGUUGGAUAACAAAGAUGGCGGCGGGGAGCAGCAACUACUGGGAAGAUCUCAGGAAGCAGGCGAGGCAGCUGGAGAACGAGCUGGACCUGAAGCUGGUCUCCUUCAGCAAACUCUGCACCAGCUACAGCAGCACCCGAGACGGAAGGCGCGACAGGUAUAGCUCUGACACAACUCCUCUCUUAAAUGGCUCAAGCCAGGACAGAAUGUUUGAGACCAUGGCUGUGGAGAUUGAACAGCUUCUGGGAAAGCUUACUGGAAUAAAUGACAAAAUGGCAGAAUACACAAAUAGCGCAGGAGUCCCAUCCCUGAAUGCUGCACUGAUGCAUACGUUACAGCGUCAUAGAGACAUAUUGCAGGAUUAUACGCACGAAUUCCACAAAACCAAAGCGAACUUCUUGGCAAUACGAGAAAGGGAGAAUCUGUUGGGAUCAGUACGGAAAGAUAUCGAAUCAUAUAAAAGUGGGUCUGGAGUGAAUAACAGAAGAACAGAACUAUUCCUGAAGGAACAUGAGCACCUUCGAAACUCAGAUCGACUGAUAGAAGAAACAAUAAGCAUUGCCAUGGCAACUAAAGAAAAUAUGACUUCGCAGAGAGGGAUGUUGAAGUCAAUACAAAGCAAGAUGAAUACCUUGGCUAAUCGGUUUCCAGCAGUGAACAGCCUGAUCCAAAGGAUCAACCUUCGGAAACGACGAGAUUCCCUCAUCUUGGGUGGCAUUAUUGGCGUCUGUACCAUCUUACUGCUGCUGUAUGCUUUUCAUUGAUGGAUGUUUCCCCCUGGACUCUUGCUAAACUCAUCACCACCAUCCCUGUUCCCCCCAGUCGAGGAAAAGUGAGUGGGGGAAGCACCAGACUUCAAACAGCCUGCUCGUCACGGCUGGGGGUGUCAGCACGAUGUCUAGAGCUUCUCAUGGUAGACUGCGACACUGGUUUUGGGGUUGAAGCUGCAGUGUUUCUCCUUCCCUGCCGUACAUCUUCCUUUGGUUAAAUUUUGUGGGAUUUGUUUGUCUUUAAUUCCCUUUCUCACUGCAAGGUAAGUAAAUAUGGGAUGCUUACCAGGACUGGUAGAAGAGUUUCUGUGCUCAGUGGUGCUGGGGAGGUCUGUUGUUGGCUGGUAAGCGGAAAAAGGUUGGCCUUGGGUGGAAACUCAGCAGGAAGCCAGUUUCCCCUGUAGGCCAAGUACUGAACACUUUUGCCCUGUGAGAAGAAUAUUGCAGCUUUAAGCCGUCGGGUUGCUUUACUACUAAAUACGUGUUCUGUAAUUCUUUUUAACUCAUGGUUGAGAUACUAGUUAUUUCUGCAUAAUUUGUGCUGUGAAAACUGUGCUUCACACAAAUUCCUCAAAGGAGAAAAAAAAAAAAGAAAAAACAAAAAGAAGGAUUGUUCAGUUCACUUUUUGCACAGAAUAUGAAUAAACUUCCCUCUGAGGAACGUCUGUUAAGGUUUCUUGUGGCUUUAAAGGGACUAAGGAGUCCCCCUUUGUAACAAGGGAGCACAGUGUCCUCGCAGCUGUUUACUGUAGUGUUCAGUCAUCUGAAAAGUGACCAAACAUGAGUUCACCUAAAAGUAAGUCUUUUGGGUGUAAAUACUUUGAUUUUGGCUGGCAUCAUAAAGGUCUUUAUCAAGACAUGAUAAGCAGUUUGAAAAGUCUAUAUUGUAAUUCAGAUAAAGUUAUUCUAAUAGCGUUAAUAUUUUUACACUGUAGGUAGGAUAUAAUCUAAACUGUCAAUUGGAAAUGAAAAUUGUGAUGGUUACACCUGAGGCAGAUGUAUCUGCGUGCAAAAGUUUUGGACAUAACUCCUCAUAUUAAAGAGUUGAAUGUAUGAAUAGUGAAACAAGUAUUAUUUACCAUUGGGGGGGGGGGGCGGGAAUAUUUUUUGUCCAGACAUGCAACAUGAAUCCUGUUGUGUUUGCAUCUCUAAACAAAGCUGACGUCAGGAAUGGCUUUGAUAUUGCAGAUUGACAAAUUACAGAUUUUUCUGCUCUUUCAACAGCUCUUUUCCACCUCUCAUAUCAUAACCCAAUAAAUUCAAACUGAGGCACUGAAAUACCUUUCUAAGAACUUGAUUAACUCUUUUCACAAUCAAUUUACAGUGCUCCUAACAGGUUUCAUGUGUGCCAUUACCCACAAAUGUCAGGUAGCCUCCAGGUUCUCCUCUGGAACAGACUCUAGUGGGACAAACGCAAUUUUUUACUGCUUUUUAUAGUGUCUGUGCAGUACCUGUUGGAGGGAGUAGAGACUUGUGCCUGUGUAGCGUGCAAAACCACACUGUUGCGCCUAAAAUGUCUGUAUGGGUUUGAAGGCUUGUUUGCAGACUGACAACUUUGCGCUAAAAAGUCGACGACGACUUCUGAUCAGUCGUCUUGUCGUUGGGAUUAGAAAGCAUUUGGAAUUAAUAUGUGUUAAACUGCGGGGCUUGUAUUUUAAAUAAAGGGUGAUUAUUUGGUUGAUUUGGGAAUGUUCCUGCUUUGAAAUGAAAUGUUUAUUAAAGGGGUUUAUGAAAAACCUCGAUGGAUAAAAGAGGUUUAUUAAUGAAUCUGUGUGUUGGGAGAUCAGACCUCUUCUCCAUGCUUUUUCUCCGAUUCCCUCCCCCCCAAAGGGAUCCUGAUCAGCAGUCGUGCUUCUGUUUAGGAUUUGUAGGAUUUGGUUGCUAUAUAGUUGGCAAUAUGAGAUCUGCAGUACCGUAAAUAAAUUCACUUAUUUAAUCUUAUAACCAGUCUUUUUACUGGACUUAAUUGAUUAUUUGGUGCAUAUAUUUAAUCUUAUUGUGUGAAAAAGCUGCUAUGGAAACUAUGUAGAUUAUAAUAAAUAUGUAAGCAUAAUUGAUUUUUCAUGUUACGAAAAUGUUGCGGAGGAACUGAUAUAUUUUUAGUAUAAAAACAGGAAUAUGCUGAAUUAUCGCUGAUAAAGCUUUACUGGAAAUGGUUUCAGUGUUGGCAGCCCCUCCACGGUUUUAUUUGUAUUGGUUUUGAAUCCGAGUUUUGUGUUGACGAAUACAUUUAAUUAACCUUGUAGUUUCCCCUUCAUCAUCCUCUUGUAGUCCUCUAGCAACGCGAGCAGGCGUUCUGCUCUGCUCUCUGAAGUGGUGUGUUCGCGUAUGGCCGAGGGGGAAGACUUGCUAAUUCUCCUGAACGGCUCUAAUACCAUGGGCGUGUAGUUAGUGCAGUGGACUGUAAAUGAGAAGAGUGGAUUUUGCAGUAUUUAAUCUCAAACCCCGAAAUACAGGGUGGUACGUCUCCUGUUGCUACGUACGUUCUCUGAGUUUUUCAUUGUGUGGUUCCUCUAAGGAAAAAAAAUGUGGUUAAAGAAGUCUCGUUUCUGCAAUUCCUGGCAAAGCUGCCGUUUCGUAACUCAACCAAAUAGAAUUGUGCCAAGAAAAUUAUUGUUAAGCCAUAAAAAUGAAGCGAGUAAAUCCAUAAUAUUUCUACAGGGCACACUUCACACGCGCACAAUUUUUUUUCAGAUUUCUGCUUUAUUCUUGCCAGUACACGAGCACCUGCUUUGAACCUGUCCAACAGCCCCUUAGACUGGAACGGAAUUUAUAGACUUACAGAACGGAAGGGAUAUGGAUAGCUUUUGGUGCCAUGCUUCACACAGACAUGAAUGUUUUUAUCCUUACUUUUUUGACUUAUUGUUUUUACGGGUUUAUGUGAUCUUCAAACGCUGGUGGCUAGAGCAGAGGAAUGGCAUUCGGGCAACACCCCGUGUUGUGUGUUCAGUCAGUAGCGAGUGUCGGUGUGGCCGUAGCUGAUGAGCAGGGACCGAGCCAGGGCUUCGCAUCCUCUGUGUCCCCGGGACCAAGCAGUGCCGUGCUUCUGGUGAGAGUUUGCCCUUCCUGGAAAGGCACAACACUUCUUUUUUUCUGUUUUUUUUUAUUUCUUUUUUUUUAUUAUUAUUAACCAGUAUUGGUUUCAGGAGCUUUUGGAUAUUGAAGUGUGGUGUAAAUUCCUGCUGGAUUCAUUACACUGAAUAAUCAACUAGAAUUUUUCAUUUGUAGUUUUAGAAGUCCUUUCUUUUGGACGGUUUUAAGAUUACUGUGAGAAGAAAGAGUCAGUUCCUCACUGGAUGUUGAAAACGAAAGAGCAAAAGUAGAUUUUUUUUUUUUAAUUUUUUUUUUUAAGUGAUGUGAAAGUUUCAGAUAAAUCUGUUGAGAGCUUGUGCUCCAGAGCUGUGUUCUGAAGCUCCCCCAAAACUGCCACGCAGGGAGCCAAGUCUGGUCCCCCACUUCCGUCCUGUAACUCAUUUGUUCGGGACUGUUCUAACUCUCUAAACUUAGCAGCUUGUUCCCCAACAUCACUUGUUGCAUAACCUUCUCUUUUUAUUUUUCUACCCCCUCAAAGUUUUCAGUUGAAACAGGAAGGAGAGGUAACAGCUGUAUCGCUUCUGAAGGGAGGAAAUAAUUCCGAAACUCCUUAGAACAGUAUCGGGUUAUGAAACCCUGCGGAGCAGUGGUCCCGUUGAGCAGUGUGCAGUGCAGGAGACCGCAGUGGAAGACGUACCGAGACAAAACUGAGCCAUAUUCUAGGUGACAUUCGCGGGUCCUCUUGGUGCCCUGUAGCCUGUGUCCUGUCAACUGGAUACUGAAACCAGUGGUGAUGCUUUCAGUUCUGAAUAUGUGAGCGGCUGUUGGUCUGUCUACUCCUGAGCGAGGAAAGCAGUUUAAAUAAACACUCAAGACAAAAAAUAAAACCCUUUCUCAGAAAAUAUCCCGGUCCAGACCCUUGCAAACGAGUUUCUGAUUGCACUUUCUGAUUUUUUGCUUUUCAUAUAGCUUCUUGAAAGUUAUUUUAUUGUAACUGUAAUUAUUUUUGUUCUCACCUAUUGUGCAUUCUCUGUAUGUAUUAAAAAAGCUUUGAUAUGUAAUUUAAUAAUAAAUUAGAAUUCUAAGCAGGGUGCUUGGUUCUUUCCCCAUGAUGAUCUUUGCCUACCUAAACUUGAGAGAAGAUUCAUCUCUCCGGUUUGGCCUCGUCGCUGAACAUGCGAAUUAGCGCGUUCUCCAUUUUGGUACCAAAUAUCAGAUAUGAUGGAGCAUUUUCUGACCCAAAAUGCUCCAUUUGGCAGAAUGUGUUCCUCCUGCCGGCGUGUGCAGACCUGGGCUCCUCUUCUCCCCUUCUGUUUCAGGUGUCCACAUUGGAAGGGUCUGAAUAUAGUCAUGACUUUUUUUCUUGCUGCUCUUUGACAGACAGAACAAGGAUGAUUUUCUUUACAGGUAAGCUUUAAAGACUAUUCUGUAUAUGCAUAGUGUAACACAUUUAAUUCCCAAACACAUGCCAAAAUUGAUGUUGAUUUGAAGAGCCUUCUCAGCAUAAGGUGCUUCCGCCCCUUUUUUAAUGCACUUCUCAGUAGUUUGGUACCUUUUCCCCCCCACCCACCCACUUCUGCAAUCGCAGCACAAACACUAAAAAUAAGCUGAUACUUUGAACGUGUUACAAGCAAUUGUAAAAACUCUGUGAGCUUCUGUCGUACCCUGUGGUUUUCCAGCCAUGCUGCGGUCUGGACCGCCUCUAUCCUCCGGCGUUCCAGCCGGGCAGCGUCGUGCCUGGAGGACCCGUCUGUACCUGGCGUUUUUGCAGUUGGUGCUAGACCUUUCCGCGCCGCUCAUAUUUGUUUUCUCAAACAAGAAGGUCUGCCUGGCAGUGUGAUACCUGUCUACUUGCAUAAGGCUCGGGGUGAAGAGAGGCGGUUCUCUUCAUUUCAGAGCUGUCGUGCUGUGCCUGUAGUGCUGCUUUAUAGUAAAGAGAGAUUUCUGUGUCCUUAAUGUGCCUACUGAAUAUUCAGGAAUGACCAUAUGCGUUCUCAAGGGAAGGCUUUGACUCUUCUCUUUCCAGCUGGAGAAGAAACUUCAAAAACUGUUUCGAAAAUGGAAAGGCAAUUCUGGUUUCAGACGGUGGGAAGUGCAGUUAGCUUUUCCAGUUGUGGCAGUGGUAAUAAGUGGUGCAUAAAAUUCCAUCUUCUUUUGGAUUAGAAAUUAAAUUAUUAAUGGAGCUGAAUCCUUUUUUCCAACUCCCUGUACAGUCAAUAAUUUAUAGUGGCACAGGCGUAAGAUAUAUAUUUUUAACCAUCCGCCUCCCAGAAUACUCUUGUUCCUGUUGCAAACUGCUGUCCUUCCUGAGGAGCCGGGGUGCAGUGGGUGUUCCUGCAUUAUGGAUGAGCCGUGCUCCGCUCCUUUAGUCCUGGUGCAAUUCCACGAGCAGAUUUCCUGCUGAAGGGGGGAGCUGAGCGCUCCAUUAGAAAUUCAUAGGGAGAGACAGGAGCGUCUUUGUUUUAUGCGUUUCACUGAGCGUGGGAGAUGCACUGCUGCGUGGACUUGAUUUUUUUUUUUUUUUUUUUUUUUGGAAUGUUUUAAUAGCAAAUCUCCGUGUUUACAGUAGGUAUUUACAUUUUCUGAAUGCCAGCCCUUUAUCCAAAGCAGGGGGCUCCGGGUCUAAAAGCUGUGCGGCCGGUGCCUGUGCCGUAGCGUCUGGGCUGUGCUCAUUAAACACUCAGAGCCUGCUGUUGCCUUCAUCUUCCCCCUUCUUUGCUGGCGCUUGGAGACUGUUACGAGCCCGUGUGCCGCGGCUCAGCCCUCGCUUCAUCUUCCCCUGUCGCUUGCUCUUCGUUCUUAAUGGGACCCCGAGGCUUUGCUAACCCAGUUUUGGGAGCACCGCUAGGACAGCAGGGGAAGUCUGGCCAUAAUCAAAGUCCCUCUGCCUUUGAAACAGCGUUCGCAGUGUUCUCAUUGCGGGUUAUUUUCUGGCUGUCUUGACUUUCGUGCCCUGUGAAUCCUCUGCCGGUCGGUGGUGUGGUUUUUGAGACGCGUGCGAUGGCGUCUGCGUAGGUUUUGCAUCUUGUGUUGCUUUACCUUUGCCUGCUCGCCGCGCUGCCCGUCGCAUUCCCCUCCCUCGCUUCCUGGGCGUUUGGCUUCAACUAGACAUUUCAAACGUGAAUUUAUUU
Chroicocephalus ridibundus (black-headed gull) is the source of this 7015-nucleotide messenger RNA. It is a transcript of the gene GOSR1, whose product is annotated as golgi SNAP receptor complex member 1. The transcript has 9 exons. The record is from RefSeq and is a predicted model, not a curated record. Gene Ontology annotation, cellular component: Golgi medial cisterna; cis-Golgi network; Golgi membrane. Gene Ontology annotation, molecular function: SNAP receptor activity. Gene Ontology annotation, biological process: vesicle fusion; endoplasmic reticulum to Golgi vesicle-mediated transport. Lineage: Eukaryota; Metazoa; Chordata; Aves; Charadriiformes; Laridae. The coding region runs from base 99 to 845 and encodes 248 amino acids.